CGUUAAGUUCAAAUAAACUCUUCCAAUAGGGCCUUAUAUAAUGGAAGGGCCAUUGUCAUGAAUAUCAAGCAUCCAAUUGAUGUUAAUUGGGGGUCAAGUAAAAGAGAGUCACAAGACAGCUUACACAUGGUGUGACUGUAUGACCAAAUGGUAUAUCUGAUAUCACCCAUCCGUUGUUGUCCCCACAGAGCAUAAUUUUUCUUCUUCAUACAUUAAGCAUAUCGGUUCCAGGUCCAACCCCAUCAAUCACAUGUGUGGGUGCAUGUGUUAUAUAUAAGUGCUGGCAGAAAUGUCAAACUAGUCCCAAACCAGCUAUAGCAUAAGUAGAACUACUUGUAUCAGCCAACUAUGCAAGCAUUUUCAGACUACUUCUAAGCACAGAUAAAAUCACUUCUGACUCUCUUCAUAUAUCAUCAUACUUCAGCAAAAGUAUCAACCACGAAUGCAAUGGAAGCUGUGAAGCUGGUCUCUAGUGAUGAGAGAACAGACACUUACAGAGUUGCUUACAUAAUCCAUUUCUUGCUUGGUGCUGGAAACUUGCUUCCUUGGAAUGCCUUGAUCACAGCAGUUGAUUACUUCUACUACCUCUACCCGACUGAACACAUCGAAAGGGUUUUCUCGGUGGCUUACAUGAUUUCAUCAGUGCUGGUGCUUCUUGUGAUGAUAAGUUGGAGAAGUUGGAGCAAAACAACAUUGAGGUUGAGAUUGAACUUGGGAUUCUCCAUGUUUGUUGUGUCUCUAAUGGUAGCGCCGGUGAUCGACUGGACCUCCAGCAGCACCAGUCUGGAAGAGAGACCGAGCGGUGCCUUAGGUUUGACAGUUGCAGCUGUGGUAGUGUGUGGUUUAGCAGAUGGCUUGGUAGGUGGAAGCUUGAUAGGAUCAGCUGGAAAACUCCCCAAACAGUAUAUGCAAGCUGUUUUUGCAGGAACUGCUUCCUCAGGUAUUAUAAUUUCAAUCUUGAGGAUCAUAACCAAGGCAUCACUCCCACAAACCCCAAAGGGACUCAAGAUAAGUGCCCACUUGUACUUCAUGGUAGCCAUAGUUUUCCUCGUGUGUUGCAUUGUCUUUAGCAACUUGCAGCACAAGUUACCAGUCAUGCAGCAGUAUCAGCAGAGGCUUCUUCAGGAGAACAACACCGUAUGCUCAGGGACAAAAUUUUGGGCAGUGGCAGCUAAAAUUAAGGGACCAGCUUUUGGGAUUUUCAUAAUCUACAUAGUGACUCUGUCUAUUUUCCCAGGAUUUAUUGCAGAAGAUCUUGAAUCUGAGCUUCUUAAGGAUUGGUAUCCUAUUAUACUGAUUACAGUUUAUAAUUUAGCAGAUCUUACAGGGAAGUCAUUAACUGCCUUCUGUGUUCCACAAUCUAUCACAAAAGCAAUAUGGGCUGCCACAACAAGGCUUCUUUUCUAUCCAAUGUUUGUAGUUUGUCUUCAUGGACCAAAGUGGCUGAAAACAGAAGUGCCAAUAGUGGUUUUGACAUUUCUGCUUGGAUUUACAAAUGGGUACCUCACCAGUGUACUUAUGAUUCUAGCUCCCAAGUCAGUGCCCUUCUCAGAAUCAGAGUUAUCUGCUAUUGUGAUGAUUGCGUUCCUUGGCUUUGGCUUGGUUGGUGGUUCAAUACUUGGCUGGUUCUGGGUCUUAUGAUAGUCUAAUAAAAUGUGCAAUAGAAAGUAGCAAUCAUUGUAACAAAUCCAUAAACUGAGAAUGGGAUUUUAAAUUAGUGUUAUUAUAAAUAGUUCAGUCUUGUAACGAAAUGCAAACAAGUCUCUUUAGCUGGAGUCAUUACAAUGAAGUUUCUUAUUCUACAAGUAUGAUUACAAUGUCAUACAACACCUCUGUAAAUUGAAG
Molecule: messenger RNA, 1845 nt
Organism: Lotus japonicus
Lineage: Eukaryota; Viridiplantae; Streptophyta; Magnoliopsida; Fabales; Fabaceae
Product: equilibrative nucleotide transporter 8
Exons: 2
Coding region: 448-1641 (397 amino acids)
Biological process (GO): nucleoside transmembrane transport
Cellular component (GO): plasma membrane
Molecular function (GO): nucleoside transmembrane transporter activity
Source: RefSeq, a predicted model, not a curated record